AUGUCGGAGCUGUCCCUCGGCGUCGACCGCGUCGUGCGAGAUCUCACUCCAGAGGCGUUAUGUCGCCUACCAGAGCUGCUGCAAGGCAUCGUCUUCCACGCCGAUACCUUGACGGCCGGCAAGGCGCACCUUUCAUCGCCGACGGACGCCAUCAGAAACCUAGCCAACAUCAUCGAUGAGCUCGAGAGCAAGACGGAAAGGAGGCAAAUGCGCCGAACACUCUCGGAAAUUGAUACCUGCCUGGAGUCAGAGAGCCACACGAUCCGAGAAAGUGUCAAGAAACACCACAGAGCGCACCAACUGAUCACGUCCAACUUCGCAGCAGUCAUGGGCAGACUGACUGGCAAGACGAUGCGUAAGGAUUUCGUGACGGCAGCGAUGAAGGAAGGUGCCAUCAAGGCCUACAGGUAUCCGGAAGUGAAGCAUGUUGAACUGGUUAUUGAACUUCAGUCGGGGCAGUUAGUGUUGGGCCGAAGUUUCCCUGGCCUGGCUCAUCUGCUCCUCAGGCGCUAG
This is a messenger RNA of Lasiodiplodia theobromae, 513 nucleotides long. Its product is annotated as Brct domain-containing protein. The record is from RefSeq and is a predicted model, not a curated record. The coding region runs from base 1 to 513 and encodes 170 amino acids. NCBI's taxonomy places the organism in Eukaryota, Fungi, Ascomycota, Dothideomycetes, Botryosphaeriales, Botryosphaeriaceae. The transcript has 2 exons.